CGAUCCCUCCCAGCGAUUCGCCCUAGCCCCCAGUCAGCAUCCCUAUCCUGCUUCGGGGGCUUUUUCUUUCUGUCUAUAUCACACCCUCCACCUGUCCCUCACCUGGACCCUCAAUUCUACGUAUCCCUACUGUCUUCUGCUUCCUUGCCCUCCAGCUUUCUGGCGCUCUGCACUCCCUAGCUCCUUUCACCUGCACCCAGUUCUCUUGCCCCUUCCGGUGCGCACCCCUUACCCAGCGCUUGGCGGUGCGCCUGCGCUCUGAGCCUGUGGGCUACGGAGUUGGUGGAACUUCUGCUGCUUCUGUUGCGUUGAGAACGGGAUCUAGGUUCCAGGAGCGACACCCGCACAGGGCUGGGACAGGUGGUUACGCUAGCCGCGAUGGGCUGCUCCAGCAGCGCCCUCAACAAGGCGGGAGACAACAGCAAGUUCCGCAGCGUAACUUCAAAUGAAUGUUUAUCUACCACAGAAGAAAGUGAGUCCUGUGUUGCCCAACCCACACCCCGCACACCAGGAAAAGAAUCCAUAUUUCAUGGCAACAUACAAAGGGAAAGCCUUCCCCCUCUGGAGAAGCCCAAGGCAUCAGUGGUGCCUACAGCUAAUGGUGUUGUAUCCCGUGAACGGCCCCUGGCAAAGGAGGUAGCCCCUGAAAAGGAUGCCAUAGACCAGAUAGGACCUACAGAGAAGACUCAGCCUCUCCAAGGACCUGCGGAAUCUGAGGCACCUCAUCUAGGUGGCAGAGAUGAUACCCCAGGAGCAAAAGAAAAGAAGAAAGAUGUGGAAACAAUGACAGAAGUUCAGGCUGUAAAAGGAAAUUCUCAGACUGAACUUUCAGAAGUCAAGGAUCCAUCUUCAGGGACAGCAGGAGAGAGGAACUCCUCCGGAACAAGGGAAGAUGCUGAGAAUCCACCAACUGUUGCAGUGAUGCAACCUCCAGGAACAAUGGAGAACAUUCAGCCUCUGGAAACAGAUGGAGAGCUGCAGCCUCCAGAAGCAACGGGAAAAGAUGAACAGUCCCAAUUUCUAGAAGCAAUUCCCAAAGAGAACAAAUCUCCAGAAAUGUUGGAAGGAAGUCAGUUUGUGGAAACUAAUGAAGAACAGAAAUUUCAAGAAACAGUGGGAAAUGAGGAGCAAUCCCAGCUUCUAGAAACAAUUUCCAAAGAGAAUUUAACAUCAGAAAUAUUGUACAGAAGUCAGUCUGUGCAAACUCCUGUAAUGAACGACUUACUCCACACAACUUCUGACGGUCCUGAAAACAUGGAGCAGAUUCAACCUGAAAGAAUAGUUGGAAGCGUGGAGCAACCAGAAGGAAUUCCAGAGACAGCGGCAAAUGUGGAAAUGGCUGGAAAAAUUCACACUAACCAAGCAGACCAACACACUGAAGGUGAGACAGGAGAAAAGGUGGAAACAGAGAUGGAGAAUGAGAAUGUAAGUGAAAGGGCUGAAACAAAAGAAGAAGAAACAGGAGAAGCCGUGGAUCUUUCAGCAGCCACAGAGCUGGGGAUGGCGACAGAAUGGUGAACAGACACAGCCUGGUUCAGUGGAGAGAUGCAGUUUGUAGUUGUGCAUCAUUUCGUGUAUGUGUGUUUAUGGUUCUUAACUUUCUAUAGCUACAUAUUUUGCACAAGGAGUGUGAUUGUAGGUAGACUGUUGGAACCAUGACAGUGAUGCCACGCUCUUGACUGUGUUGUUCCAAGAAACUGCUAAGCUGGGAAUGGUUUUCUUAGCUACUUAGGACAGUGACACAUUUAAAAUCAUAAUAGCCAGAGCCAAUAAAAACAGGGCUUUGUGAUCAUUUAAGAGUGUGAGGGUGACUAUCUUCAUUGUGGCAAUGGGUCCAUUCAGUAUCGGAAAAGAGGACCUAAAUAUAAGGUAUAGACCUGUAGCUACAGAAGGCUGGAGAAAGGAGGUAGCAAAUUUUAGGAGAAUUCAUGAUUAUAAGUUCAUGUAGUUCAAUUAUGAUGGAAUAAAAUGAACAACACAAAAUUAAUGGGAAAAACUUAGCCUAGUAUUUCUGUCCUAUCAUAGAGUUUAGAGCUGGUAGGAAUCUUAUGAGGCAUGCCAUCUCAUUACCUUCUCACCUUGUCUCUCUACUACCAAGAGCCUUAUUUAUCAUGAUACAUUAUGUUAAUAAAGUGCUUUUCAAAGGAAUGUGGCUUUGGUGCUAACGCAAGAUUAGUCAUUUUUUGCAAGGAAGGCUCCACAUUUUCCUUGUGCCAUUUUGAAUCAGCUGCUGAUUUUACACUUAUGUGAGGUGUUGGACUAACAUUAAAAGCAUUUUAAAUUAAUUGACAUUUAAUAUAUUUCAGAGACAACAAAUACCAAGGAUUAAAUCCUAGAUUUGUUGCUAUGUGGAGUCUUCCUGGGCCCUAUUCUUUUUUAGAUGACUGCAGCUUAAUAUUAGGUUUUAGGGGUAAAGAAGAUAAGAAAUCAAAAUAUUUAUAAUAUUUUGUAGUGUAAACAUUAGGUAGCACAGAAAAUCACUUUUCAAGAAUUCUUCCAAAGUUUGAAAGGGUAAAUGAUUGUACAUGAAUAAUAAAUAAUGAUUGCUAAUUUUCCCACCAAGUGCGUUGUGUUUAUGAAUAUUGGUAGAAUUCUGGAAAUAUUUGGUUUCUAUUAUUUGUACAUAUAUGUAUAUUUUAAGGUAACUUCUAAGAUGUAUUAACUACUCUUACUUUAGUGUAUAUAUUAAAAUGACUACUGAGAGGACCUGUGGUAAGAAUAUAAGAUACAGGGGUGGGGGAUAUAGCUCAGUCAGUAGAGUGCUUGCCUGACAUGCACAAGGCCCUGUGUUCAAUCCCCAGUACCACCAAAAAAGAAAAAAAGAAAGAAAAAAAAUAUAGGAUACAGGGAAGAGUAUAUCAUCUUAGUUCUGAUUUUAGUAUUAGUUUAUGCUUCUGACUUUAAAGUGUUCAAAGGUAGACAAAAGAUGAGUUCUUUGAGUGGAUGAUGUCAUCCUAUCUGCAAAAUAAAGAAGAUUGUGAUUUCUAUUUUAUCUGUCUUUGAUUUCAGGCAUUUAGCUCCUUUAAUGGUACUCUACACUUCUGUUGACUCAAUGAAUGAAUAAUACCAAGGGUUCCUAUUUAUACUAAAUUCAUUUAGAAAAUAAUACAUUUAAGCUGGGUGUGGUGGCUCAUGCCUAUAAUCCCAGCAGCUCAGGAUGCUGAGGCAGGAGGAUCAUGAGUUCAAAGCCAGCCUUAGCAAAAGCAACAAAGUCACUAAGCAACUCAGUGAGACCCUGUCUCUAAAUAAAAUACAAAAUAGGGUUGGGGAUGUGGGUCAGUGGCUGAGUGCCACUGAGUUCAAUCCCUUGUAUGAAAAAAAAAAAAGAAAGAAAGAAAGAGAAAGAAAAUAAUACAUUUAAAAUAUGAAUUUGUGUGAUAUUACCCUAAUCCUAUCUGGGAAACAGGAAAAUUCGUUUUCAUAUCACAAGUGCUCAAGCUAAAUGAAUAGCUUCAUGUUUGGUGUAGUUCCAAAACCUGAAUUUUUAGGUCAGAAAGUUAUAUUAAUCAAGAACUGAUAAAAUUUAUCUUUUGAGCUACAUGUUUUCAUUCAAAGAUAUUUUUUUUCUGACCAGAAGAUACUUUCAUACAUGUAUUUAGUAAGUAGAAAAACACGGACUGAUAAGUACGUGAGAUAAUAAAUAUGCUAAUUAGCUUGAUUCAAUCAAUACAGAAUGCAUAUAUAUGAAUAAGUCAUUUAUUCAUAUUAUGAAUAUGAGUAUUUAUAUUUAUGAUUUAUCAGUUGAAAUAGAACUUAAGGGGCUGGGGCUGUACCUCAGUGGUAGAGUGCCUGCCUCAUAUGUAUUAGGAACUGGGUUCAAUCCUCAGCACCAUAUAAAAAUAUUGUGUCCAUCUACAAUUAAAAAAAAUUAAAAAAAAGAAAUAGAACUUGAAAAAAGUCAGAGCUUAGUAUAAAAUGUAAGUUAUCACCUUAAUAAAUGGAAUUAUUCUUUGUAUCAAGCACUGAAAUAGGAGGAUUAAUAGGCAUAAAAGUCCAUUCUUUUGGUGACUUAUUAAAAAAUUUUAAUAUUUAAAGAGAUCUAAGUUUUCCAAAGUGUUUAUUAAUUCCAUUCUUUCCCAUUAGUGUGUCAACUAAUUCUCAAAAUUUUGGAAAUUUGUACAAAUAUAUUUUUUUCUUUCUUUGUUUUUUGGUACCAGGAAUUGAACCCAAGGUGGAUUACCACUGAGCCAUAUCCCCAGUCUGUUUUUUGAGACAGGGUCUCACUAAGUUCCUUAGGGCCUCACUAAGUAGCUAAGGCUGGCUUUGAACUCAUGAUCCUCCUGUCUUAGCCUCCUGAGCUGCUGGGAUUACAGGUGUGCACCACCCUGCCCAGCAAUUUUUGGUACUUUCUGUACUUCUGUCUAUAGUCUUUAAUGUGGCUACUAAGGCAUCUUUAGAAACUUUGUUUUUUUAGAUUUUAGGUAAAAUAGGCACUUUGUAGUCCAGUUUGUGUCCUACUAAUUUUAAUUUCAUUAUUUUCUAUGCCUACCUAGGAGGGAAAUGGUGAACAAAUGAUUUUCUAACUAGUAUCACCAAUAGGGAAUGAACAUUUUGCCAGUCGCAAAUCUAGAAAAUACUCAGGCCAGAUCCCAAACUCUUGGCUUGAAGUGCCACCCACUGGGGAUCCACAGAAUAAAAAAGUGUGAUGGACCGUGAUCUUAUUGCUUUUUCCAUUUAGACUUUGGAGUAAGAGAUUCUAACAAAGAGAAUAACUUUUGAGCAGUCAAAACACACAUACACACACACACACACACACACACACGUCACUCUUAACAAUUUUUUUCCCCAAACCUGGCCUUGAAUUAAGAAUUGCUUUUAAAGGAUUUUUUUUUUCACAUUUAGCUAAUCAGAAUCUUGAAUGGCCAUAGUCAGAUUAUGCUACUAGGGUUUAUAUUUGUGUUCUUUUGGUGCACAUAAUCACUUGUUAGAGAUUACAACUAUGCUAUUUUUAUAGAUAGUUUGGGCCCCAGCACCUCACUAGGAAGUUACAGGCCCAAAAGUUAUCUUUUUUAACCAUCACCAUACCCCUAACAGUUUUAGGAGAGGAUAAACUAGUAGUUGAUUUCAACUAGUAGUUAAUAGAUCAGUAUGGAUGAGUUUCAAGUUUUCUGGAUAUCCGAGUUAUUUAAAAACUUUUUGGGCCAGCUUCCUGGCAAUCCCAGAGACUCUGGAGGCGGAGGCAGGAAGACCAAAAGUUUGAGGUCAGCCUCAGAAACUUAGUGAGACCCUGUCUUAAAAAAAAAUGGCUGAAGGUGUAGCUUAGUGGUAAAGCACUUGUCAAGCAUGCACAAGCCCCUGGGCUCCAUCUUGAGCACCACAAAAUCAAAUAACCUUUUUCUUUUUGGUAAAAAUAACAAAAAACAAAAAACCACUGUUUUUGUUUAGGUACUUAAAUGGGACACAGUGAUUAUUUAUAUAAUUAUUUCAGGGAAAGGCUUAUUAAAAUUUUUCUUACUAAAAAUGAAAGCAUUGUAGAAAUUCAGAAAAUAUGAAUUUCUUAAGAUGAAAUCUAAAUAUUACCUGUAAUUCAGUUCAAAAUUCAGGUCAAAAAUCGUCACUGUUAGCAUGUUGAUGUAUAUGUGGGGUUAUUAUUAUUAUUUUGAUUGCAAAAUUUGUAACAAGUUAGACAAGGCACAAUAGUUGAUAGAAUGUUAAGUCUAUUGAAUGAGCACAGUAAUUCUAGAUUUUCCCCAUUGGAAUUUGUUGGAGAUAAUAAAUUAGAGAGAAGGGUCCAAUUAUAGUUGCUAUAUUAGUAAACCUUGAUUAGUGGUAUAGAGGAAAAAACUGUUCUUAAGUAUAUUAGUGCUUAGCUGACCAUGAUUUAUGACUUAGGAUUGAUGAAUAGUUCACUGAAGUGGAUUUUUGAAAUUAUUUUUAAUGCUUUCCAAUUACUAAACACAUGGUAGAAGUGAGAAGACUGUAAGCCCUUUUUAGGGCAGGAAAAGCAUCUCAUAUUUCGUUUUUCUUACAGGACUUAGUACAAAUUCAACAUUCUGUAAAUAUUUGUUGAUGACAAAUGCUGUUUAUUCAUAUACAAUCAAGGUAAUUUCCUUAUAAUUAAUUAUAAUUGGCUUUAGGGGCAAUUAUGGGAAAUUUUAUAAAAUUGUUUUGUACUCUUGCUUCAACAUUUAUAAUUUUGAUUGAAUAAAUAUGUCAUUAGAAAUAA
Molecule: messenger RNA, 6166 nt
Organism: Marmota monax (woodchuck)
Lineage: Eukaryota; Metazoa; Chordata; Mammalia; Rodentia; Sciuridae
Gene: Erich5
Product: glutamate rich 5
Exons: 3
Coding region: 379-1518 (379 amino acids)
Source: RefSeq, a predicted model, not a curated record